This is a messenger RNA of Sphaerodactylus townsendi, 8822 nucleotides long. It is a transcript of the gene LZTR1, whose product is annotated as leucine zipper like transcription regulator 1. Lineage: Eukaryota; Metazoa; Chordata; Lepidosauria; Squamata; Sphaerodactylidae. Gene Ontology annotation, molecular function: protein binding. The coding region runs from base 31 to 2382 and encodes 783 amino acids. The record is from RefSeq and is a predicted model, not a curated record. The transcript has 20 exons. Gene Ontology annotation, cellular component: Golgi apparatus.
UUCUCCCCGUUCUCCGCGCCAGCCUGGACCAUGGCGGCUGCGGCCGGCUCAGGCGGGCGCUCCAAGGUGGCCCCCAGUGUGGAUUUCGACCACAGCUGCUCGGAUAGCGUCGAAUACCUGACUUUGAACUUCGGGCCUUUCGAGACGGUGCAUCGGUGGCGCCGCCUCCCGCCUUGCGACGAGUUCGUCGGGGCCCGCCGCAGUAAACACACCGUGGUCGCCUAUAGAGAUGCCAUCUAUGUGUUCGGUGGAGAUAAUGGAAAAACAAUGUUGAAUGACCUGUUGAGAUUUGAUGUGAAGGAUUGUUCUUGGUGCAGGGCUUUUACUACAGGGACCCCUCCAGCACCCAGGUAUCAUCAUUCAGCAGUGGUCUAUGGAAGCAGCAUGUUCGUAUUUGGUGGCUACACUGGAGACAUUUAUUCCAAUUCGAAUUUGAAGAACAAAAAUGAUCUUUUUGAAUAUAAGCUUGCAACUGGUCAGUGGACUGAGUGGAAGAUUGAGGGAAGGCUGCCAGUUGCCCGGUCAGCCCAUGGUGCAACAGUGUAUAGUGAUAAACUGUGGAUCUUUGCAGGAUAUGAUGGGAAUGCACGGCUAAAUGACAUGUGGACCAUUAGUUUACAAGACAAGGAGUUAACUUGCUGGGAAGAGAUUGAUCAGAGUGGUGAGAUUCCUCCUUCAUGCUGUAAUUUUCCUGUAGCUGUUUGCAAAGAGAAGAUGUUUGUGUUUUCUGGCCAGAGCGGAGCAAAGAUCACCAAUAAUCUCUUUCAGUUUGAAUUCAAGGAAAAAAUAUGGACACGAAUUCCUACUGAGCAUUUAUUACGAGGUUCUCCUCCCCCUCCACAGCGGAGGUAUGGUCACACAAUGGUUGCCUUUGAUCGCCAUCUUUAUGUGUUUGGAGGAGCUGCAGACAACACAUUGCCGAAUGAACUUCACUGUUACGAUGUGGACUCUCAAACCUGGGAAGUUAUUCACCCUAGUCCAGAUAGUGAGUUGCCAACUGGAAGGCUCUUCCAUGCUGCAGCUGUCAUUUGUGAUGCAAUGUACAUCUUUGGUGGGACAGUGGACAAUAACAUUAGAAGUGGAGAAAUGUAUAGAUUUCAGUUUUCCUGUUAUCCAAAAUGCACUUUACAUGACGACUAUGGAAGACUGUGGGAAAACAGACAAUUCAGUGACUUGGAGUUUGUUCUUGGUGAGAAUGAAGAAAGGGUUCAAGGGCAUAUAGCCAUUGUCACAGCUCGCUGUAAGUGGCUCAGGAAGAAAAUUACACAGGCAAGAGAGAGGUUGAAACAGAAAUCUAACCAAGAGAUUGAUGAGGAAGGACAGGAGUCACCCCAGAAGGAGAUGUCUGGUAGCAACAUUAAACUGUGCCACUUGCAACCACCACUGGAGGUGACCAUUCGGGAAGCUGAAGCCCAGCCCUUUGAAGUGCUGAUGCAGUUUUUGUAUACAGACAAAAUCAAAUACCCACGUAGAGGACAUGUGCAAGAUGUACUGCUUAUUAUGGACGUGUAUAAAUUGGCCCUUCACUUCAAGCUGUCACGACUUGAACAGCUAUGCCUCCAGUACAUUGAGGCAUCAGUAGAUCUACAGAACGUGCUGGUUGUAUGUGAAAAUGCGAACAAGCUUCAACUGGAUCAGCUAAAGGAACACUGCCUGAAUUUUGUGGUGAAAGAAUCCCAUUUUAAUCAGGUAAUAAUGAUGAAAGAAUUUGAACAUCUUUCUUCAGCUUUGAUAGUAGAAAUAGUACGACGAAAGCAGCAGCCUCCUCUUCGAACACAUUCUGAUCAGCCUCUUGAUAUUGGGACAUCAUUGAUACAGGAUAUGAAGGCUUAUCUAGAAGGUGCUGGACUUGAAUUUUGUGACAUCAUAUUGCUCUUAGAUGGUCAGCCAAGGGCUGCUCAUAAAGCCAUUCUUGCAGCUCGCUCCAGUUACUUUGAAGCCAUGUUCCGUUCUUUUAUGCCAGAAGACGGGCAAGUUAAUAUUUCUAUAGGAGAAAUGGUUCCAAGCAAACAAGCAUUUGAGUCUAUGCUAAGAUAUAUUUAUUAUGGUGAAGUGAAUAUGCCUCCUGAAGAUUCCCUCUAUCUCUUUGCUGCCCCUUAUUAUUAUGGAUUCUACAAUAACCGUCUGCAAGCAUAUUGUAAGCAGAACCUGGAAAUGAAUGUUACUGUGGAAAAUGUGCUCCAGAUUUUAGAGGCAGCUGACAAGACCCAGGCUCUGGAUAUGAAGAGACAUUGCCUGUAUAUCAUUGUUCACCAGUUCACCAAGGUCUCCCAGUUGCCAAAUCUUCGAUUCCUGAGUCAGCCUCUCCUUCUUGACAUCAUAGAAUCAUUAGCAAAUCACAUAUCAGACAAACAAUGCGCAGAGCUUGGCUCAGAUAUCUAAGGAUUCUUGCAUUCUACAUAUCGCUGUUCAAGAAGUUGCACUGUACCUUACAUGUACUGUCACAAUCUGUCUAGUUUGUUACCUUUUCUACCUGAUGAGAAUUUCCUCACCAGUUGCACCCACGAUCUGGUAAGACGUCCUGAAAACUUCAGAAUGUGCUGUGAAACUUCCUAAUCUUCUAUAGAUAGAUUUGAACUUGUAUCUGAUGUCUCAAAUGCAAAUAAGAGAGAUGAUAAUUUCCACUUGGUCUUUAAUAUCAACCAGGGCAAUAUGUACAUUAUUCCAGAUAAUACUGAAAAAACCACUUUGUUACUGAGAUGAUCUUUAAAUCCGUGCUCCCAGGAGAGUUGAUAAAUUUUCUUCUCUUUCUGAUCAGUGGUUUUCUCCUCUGUCACAUGGUUCCUAUUAACCAUGAUGGUGGAGCUAAGAGAUUGUCUCAGGCCCUUUCUGCACACCACCGGGAGAAUGGGUUGCAGGUGGGAUAAAGAAAUCCACUCUCCCUUCUGUCCUGUUUGCAUGCCCCUGUGCAGGCAGUGACUGGAGCCCAUGGAAGCAAUGUGAGCCUCUGUUGUGCCUUUGCAAGGAGGUGCAUCUUUUAAAAAAACAAUUCACCUCUCAUACUGCUUAGCUGCACAGGGAGAACCUUUAAAAACUGGGAAGCGAGGCAGCUGUUCGCUUGCAAGCAGCUGCAAUCUGCAUUACAACUGAAGAAUCACAGAUAGUGCGAUUCUUGAAAAACUCGGGUUGGGAGGAAAACAUGGAGCAAACUUGCAUUAGGAGCAGGAUCCAUGCAAAUUCCCCCCGAUACGGGUUAGCCCGAGUUUAUUGGCCCGUGCGGAAAGGGCCUCAGUGACUGUUGGGGAUGGUUUCAAAUAAUCAUAAAUGCUCUGUAACAGCCAAAGUUGUGGUGUUCUACAAUGUAUCAAGUCACUACAUAGAGCAUCUGUGCAUCUACAUGCACAGUCACUACAUAGGGCAUUUGUGCACUACAAAGUGCAUCCAUCAUGCAUUUACUGACUGGUAACUGUCCUUCCUUUCUCAACAUCUAAGCAGAUGUCUCCAAAGACUAUCUUCAAAAUACUUACUGUUAUCCCUUUUGCUGUGUGUUUGUAUAAAAGAUUGAAUACAUGUCCUGAAAAGUACAGUAGCAAAGAAAUGUAAAUGUAAGGAAUAUAAGAUAUCUUAGUAAACCUGUGCUGCUUUACCUUUGCAAUUAUCAAUGCAGAUGGAUGCCUGACAUUUCAUGCCAUUAAAUUACACAUAGCCCUAGAUAUGGAUCCAGUAAAUGAUAUUUACCCUAACCUAGAAAACACUUAACCAAUAUACAGAUAGUAAUGUAAAUUUCCCCCAAAAAAGUUAAUUGAACUGCACUCAUGGUGUCUACUGGCUGCCGGUUGUUUCUUGACAAUUAUGGUGUUACAUUUUUUUAAAAGAACAAAAUUGAAGUCCAGUAGCACCUUAAAGGCCAACAACAUUUUCCACAGUAUGAGCUUUCAUAAAUCAGAGCUUUUACUCAUGAAGGCUUAUACCCUGGAUAAUAUUGUUAGUCUUUAAUGCUGCUGGACUCAAAUUCUGCACUACUACAAGAAAAAAUACAGUUACCCCCUUGAAAGCACUUCAUUUAACUAAAAGAACAUAUUUUGGGGAUGAAAAAAACCCUUCAUUAGAUUUUAUCAACAGUGGCAUGUCUACGUAUGUCAUGGAUCGAGAAUAACCUUAGAACAGUGAAGUGUACCUGGCUGCUUCCAAGCCUAGAUGAUUUCCUGUGGUGGUCUGGUUGCUGACGUGAUUCUGUGUGAAAUUGUCCUUGUGACCAAAAUUCCAGACAACAGAGAUUUCAAUGUAUUGUUGAAGGCUUUCACGGCCGGAAUCACUGGGGUGCUGUGCGGUUUCCGGGCUGUAUGGCCGUGUUCUAGCAGCAUUGUCUCCUGACUUUUCACAGAUGCAGGUGAAAUGUCAGGAGAGAAUGCUGCUAGAACACUGCCAUACAGCCCGGAAACCACACAGCACCCCAACAGAGAUUUCAUUUUUAGCAGCAUUUUCUCUUUCAUACCUAACAUGCAUCAAAGCCCCCUGAACUAUAUUCUCACAUUACCCUGAGGAUUCUCCCCCAUCCUGUUUUAACUUUUGUUAAUUUUGAAAAGCAUGGAUAAUGCAGUGCUACAUAGAAAGAAUACAGUACUUUUUAAAAAAGCUCCACGUAUUUGCUGACAUCUCCAAUGAUCCCCACCCCUUCCCUAAAAGGCAGGCUGAGCUCUGGGUAACUUUCUUUUUGUCUUCAGAAAAGCCAAGUAUGAGUAAUGCUGGAUUAGGAAUAACAUAAUAAGAGCAUUUAAAAGAAAACCUUACAUUGGCAGGGCCUCUGACAAUCCCGUCCCUUAUUUCUAAAAGACAAGCGAUUCUCUUCUGUAGUAAUCGAGUGCAGUAGCACCUUAGAUACCAACAAGAUUUUCAGGGUAUAAGCUUUCAGGACAGUAUCUGAAGAAGAGAGCUGUGACUCUUCUCAUCUAGUCAUCUUUCUGUUAUGCUGAUUGUUGCCCCUUAAGGUCAUCAACAAAUUAAAAGAGUAAUUGACUAGCUCUUCACUAAAGACCUGCAGUUGUGUUGUUUCCUCUUCAGACACAAGGAAGUGUUCACGCUGGUAGUGUCCUGCCUUGGAAAUACUAGAGUGUUUUUCUGGUUUAAAAUAAUGCAGGGUUUUUGGCAGGGAGGUGGUUGGUAUGUGUAUAAAGUAUGGGCUGUUAAUGGUCUGUGCAGAAAUACAAAAUGACAUAAUGUGGCAAUAUGAAAAAGCCCACACCAGUUUUAUGGUUAAAAUGUGGGAAAUGGCCUUUGUCAGAAUGGAAAUAUAUGUGGUAUAAAAAUAUACCAGAUAGGCACUAGAAAGAUAAAAGGGAUCAGACAUCUGUGUACAUUUACCACUCACCGCUCUUGCAUUUGCAACAAAGUUUGCACAGUUGUUGUCAAGUUGGUGCCAUAGAAUAGGGGAAACAACCUGUGGCUACCAAUCUUGAUCAUCCUUGAUCUGAGAUUGCAAAUGCCUUAGCAGACCAGGUGCUUGGGAGCAGCAGCAGCAGAGGGCCAUUGUUUCACAUCCCGCACGUGAGCUCCCAAAGGCAUCUGGUGGACCACUGCAAGUAGCAGAGUGCUGGACUAAGUGGACUCUGGUCUGAUCCAGCAGGCUCUUUCUUAUGUUCUUAUGAGAUGAUAAAACUUACUGGUAAAGAAGAAUGCCAGUUUGAAUUGCGUGAAAUGUUUUUUUUCUUUUGAAAAUUGGUUAAUAUUUUUUCUCCAAUUAAAAGUCACCUGCAUUUGUUUUCAGAAAUAUAAUUAAAUUAAAAGCAAAAUUAUGUAAAAAGGAUAUUUAGAUAUUUUGGAUAACUUUCAUCAAGACAAUCUAUAGGAAUGUUUGAUGUUUCUUGCAUUUAUUUUGCUAGUAUCGUGGCUCUUGCAAAGAUGGUUGUGAAUUGGAAUAUCUCAAAUUAAUAUAUUUGUUUGGUAAGAAAUUGCAGCCAGUUGCUCUGCUUGGAAUAUUUUGUAUUCCUUCAGAUUGCCCUUAAUUUAGAAAUGGUGAAGAACUGAGCACCAGAAUUCAUGCUGUUCAAGUCGGAGGGUGAAAGAACUGAUGCUUCUUAAUGGGGAUUUAGUAUUUCUUUAAAUUCUCCCUGUAGGCUUAAUAUUGUACUACUGUUUGUGACACUAAUCUAUUUGCAUGUGUUGGAAGAAUGACUGCAGGAGUCACUUGCACAGUUAUUGGUAGCUAUGAUUUAUGUAGUGCAUAUUUUGAGAAUAAGUGCCUCAAAAUGAAUGAAAUGUAUUUUGAGCCUGUACAGUAUGGUUUUCAUUCUGUCUGUUCAAAUUGGGAGAAGAGUGCAGAUCAGAGUGGACUUGUGCUAUAAGCCUUUUGGUUUCUGGGAGAAGAGUGGAUUAUAAAUGACGUCAAUAAAAUUAAUUUUAGGAGCAGUCACUCUGACUGCUAAUGAAUGACACUACCAAAUGGUUUCCCUGCCAAAUUUAACAAUAGAUCCUUGGACUGUUCAGAUGCAUGCAGUGCCUCUCUUAGCUCCUCCGCUGGUCUCAGUUUUGUAGUUCAUUUUGAAGGUUACAGUUGACUGUUAAUUUUUUUUUCAUAUCUUCCUACUGCUUGAAAAAGUACAAUAUAUGUAGACCUCUGGGGCAAUGACAUGCCUAGUUUAUCACAGUCUGCUCUGUGGAUUUCUAUCCCAUCACUUGCGUUCACUUUUCUAUCUCUGACUACUAUACUACCACCGCUAUGCUGGUCUUUUAAGGAACAGCAGGGUCACUUUUACUCAUGGAUUGUAUCCUAGCAAUUGGCUUGCUUUAUUCUGCUGAAUUAUGCAGAAAUGAAGGUUAACCUCACUGACAUCAAGGGUCAAUACAUUAGUAGUUACAGAUUUAGUUGAAAUUUGAAGCCAUUCCGAACUGAUUUCUAAUUAAAAGUGGGGUCACUGUAAAAUGGCUAAUUACAUUUUUCAAUUAUCAUUUAGUUCACUAGUUCUACUUACAAUUCAAAUGGAGUACAUGAACAGAAAUCUUUUGCAGUGCAACAAAGCACAAUUGAUGUCUUGCUGCCCAGCUUUUUGCAGACUGCUUGAAUAUAUUUUGCACACUAUCCAACUAAAACCAUUACUUCAGCAAAUGGAUAUAUUAAAAUCUUACAUGUAUAGCUGAUUUUGUGUUAUAGUACCACAGUGUCCACGUGCAGUGCAGACAUCAGGCUUUCCUUGGUGCAUACAUUUCUUGAGUCUCCAGGUGAAACUGAUGAUUUAAGUCGUAUGAUACAUGUAGUGAUUUCAUAAUGGGGAAAAAAACCAUCAUUAAAAUGUAUGGGACUCAUUCUCAGGGGUGGACUGGAAAAUGAAAAUGGCCCUGGAACAAGUCAAGCUGAACAGCCUCUUGCUUCACUACAAGUCAGCUUUGGAGGGAAAUCUCAGCUGUGCCCACAGUGGGCAUUAGCUCAUCCAUUGCUGCCUCCUGCACACUGGCAGCUGUGGAAGUGGUAGGUGAUGGGUUGGCACUGAAUUUUAUUGCUGCUGAAGGGUCCAUGCCAAGUUGCCUCCGAUGCCCCUGGCAAAAUUGCGAGAGUUUGUUUCUGCUAGCUCCUCACAUGGUCCACCUAUAAGUCAAAUGGCCUGUCCACCCCUGCUAGCACCCAUAAUUAGCCUGAAAGUGGCUUCUUUAAAUUUACCAAGAUAGACAGGGUCCAAGAAAAUCAACUGGGAUUGUCUUUUCAAAGCCUUAGUUUUGACACCUCUUGUUUUAUGCCUGUGUGUCAAAAAUGUGGUCUAGAUAAAUUGACUUAAGUCAACAUCCAGCCCUACUGGGAUUUGUAUUUGGGCUUGAGUAAUCUUCCAAAUCCUUUUUGUUCUGCGAGUUUAAUGCCCUGAUUCUCUGUAUGUAUAUUUUGUUCAGGAUCUGUACAUAAAGCUUUUUGCAUGGGUUCUCUAUAGGUGUUUUCAUCCGGUUUCUUAUUGUAAGAGUACCUCUUAUUAACUGAUUAGAAACAAAACUAUAUUGUUUCAGGGGGCCAACAAAUCCUUUAAAAAUAAAAACUGAAGAGUCUAGAGUAAUUCAGUUAUAGAAAAUACAUAAUGUGCUACACGUUUCACAAGAUUGAUGAUUUAUGUCUUUUAAUUACUGACAAGAUUCAUAAGACGGAUUCAGAAAAUAAAUUAUUAACAAGAUAGAGAAUGCAAGCCAAUAAAUUUUCUAUUUUGUCUUAUAUUGUUGGGUGAAAUGCCCCCAGAAAUCAUCUUCCUGCACCCCUUGUGUCAUGUUUCAGGGAGCAUUUCAGGCUGCCAUGGAAAUGGGAAACAAAAAUGCUUCAAAAUACAGCAAAACUAUUUGUGCCCACAAAAAUGAUUCUUUGGACCCAACACAUUAUGUUGUAUUUUCCAUUUUCAAUAUUUUAUAGAAUUUAGAUACCAUCCCUUUAAGAUUUUUUUUUUCCUUAUUUGGAACACCAGCGAAAAAUGUAGUUUGAAGACCUAACUCAGUAAAUAAGCUUCUGCCCUUGUCAUCAAACUUAACUUCAGCAGUUCCAUAUUUAUUUAUCACAAUUGUACUCCAUUCUUCCUCUAAAAAUCUCAAGGAUAAAGUGGGACAGCCCAUACAAACUCCCUGAAGUUCCUUCUGAUUGGCUGAAGAUCAUAACUUCUGUGUAAGAGUUAGGAUUUGAACCCAGAUCUCCCCAGUCCAAGUUGGAUGAGGUAUCCAUUACACUGCAGUGGAUAAGAACCUGUUGAAUUUGUACAGCUUGUACAGAGGAACAAAGGUACAAUCUAGAAUUUUGCUGUACAUAAUUUAACUAUUGGAUCUAGAAGGAGCAUGAUGAGGUAUGUAAAAUGUUGGUGUUCUUUUAAUUUCUGUAAUUACCAUUAUCUAAUUUAUUAGUUAUAAAAUUGUGUAUGGUAUUUAAA